Molecule: messenger RNA, 2477 nt
Organism: Andrographis paniculata
Lineage: Eukaryota; Viridiplantae; Streptophyta; Magnoliopsida; Lamiales; Acanthaceae
Product: xyloglucan galactosyltransferase MUR3
Exons: 1
Coding region: 597-2342 (581 amino acids)
Molecular function (GO): glycosyltransferase activity
Source: RefSeq, a predicted model, not a curated record
AAUUCCAACCGACAUAGAUGGGUUCCGUUCUAACAUACGCGUAUCUCCUUGCUAACUUGCGCGUCUUCUUCCCCCAUACACCUAUCAUCUAUGUGACGCUGAUGGUAGGCGGUUGUCCGCUCGCCCCCCUCCCUCUCUUCUCUCUCUCUCUCUAAAUUUGCGCGUUCUGUGUAUAUUGUUUUGGUCUGGAACGCGCACAUGGAAUGUCGGUGUACGCCAGGUUCGCUGAUUUUUCUGGAAUUUGAGUAAGAUGAAAGGAAGUUUCGUUUUGCUUAUGUUGAUUGACGACGUCGCACACCGAAGCCAGUUGAUUCUUCUGGUUGGUUAAUCCCCAACUACUUCUAUGUUUCGUUUCUCCGUUGUAUACGAUUGAGGCUGUUUUGCUUCUGUAAAUUUUGUCGCGCAUGAAGUUUUUCUAUAGGAUUCUCGACUCUAAGCUGAAGAUUUAGGGUUUCGUCGGGUAGUGGAUGCUCGAUGCGAGAAUUUUAUGUGCAGAUUUCGUAGUUUUGAUGUUCUGUAUAUUUGUACGCAAUGAGUGUGGCUUUCCUGUCGUUGUGGCGAAUUUGUUGAAUUUUUGAAGUGUGUGCCGGAAUCUGAUGAGACGCCGCCAGUCGGCGCUUCUACCGUCGGGCGAAGUCAUGGAGAAAGGGCAAUCGAAGAGUAAGUGCUCUAGGGUUUGCUUAUUGGCCUCAUUGUCUGCUUUCUUUUGGAUUUGUUUGCUGUUCUUCCAUUUUGUGGUGUUCAGUGAUAAUAGAAUGGUCGAUUCUUCGCCUCAAUUAGAUCUCUCUUCCAUUACGAUCCAAUCAAUAAACACACUGCCUGUAGAUCCCAAUCCCUCCACAGUCAGUCACUCUACCAGCAUUCAUCAUACUGAUACUUCUUCUAGAAACAAAACCAUGGAUCAAAUUGAGCCAAAAGUUGCAGAAUCCUUACCGAAGGGAUUGAACAAUAAAGAAAAGUCUAGUCAGGAGAUGCAGACUUAUCCUUUUAUGAGGGCACUGAGAACUGUGGAAAAUAAGAGUGAUCCUUGUGGAGGGAGGUAUAUAUAUGUUCAUGAUCUUCCUCCGAGGUUCAAUGAGGAUAUGCUUAAGGAGUGUAGGAGUCUUAGCUUGUGGACCAACAUGUGUAAGUUCACCACAAAUGCUGGGCUUGGCCCUCCUUUGGAAAAUGUCGAGGGGGUUUUCUCAAAUACUGGGUGGUAUGCUACGAAUCAGUUUGCUGUGGAUGUGAUAUUUAACAACAGGAUGAAGCAAUAUGAUUGCUUGACUAAGGAUUCGUCGCUAGCAGCUGCUAUUUUUGUGCCGUUCUAUGCAGGUUUUGAUAUUGCGAGGUAUCUUUGGGGGCACAAUACAUCGACUAGAGAUGCUGCUUCUUUGGAUUUGGUCGAUUGGCUUAUGAAGAGACCCGAGUGGAGUAUAAUGGGGGGAAGGGAUCACUUUCUUGUUGCGGGUAGGAUAACAUGGGAUUUCAGGCGAUUAACUGACCAAGAAACGGAUUGGGGAAACAAGCUCCUGUUCUUACCGGCUGCCAAGAACAUGUCCAUGCUUGUGGUGGAAUCAAGUCCUUGGAAUGCAAAUGAUUUUGGGAUUCCAUACCCAACCUACUUUCAUCCUGCUAAGGAUAGUGAAGUAUCUGAUUGGCAGGACCGGAUGAGGAGACUUGAACGGAAGUAUCUUUUCUGUUUUGCAGGUGCUCCUCGUCCAGGCAAUGUGAAAUCUAUUCGUGGUCAGAUCAUUGAUCAAUGCAAGAAUUCGGAAGUGUGCAAAUUGUUGGAGUGCGAUUUUGGGGAAAGCAAGUGUCAUUCGCCUAGCAGUAUUAUGCAGAUGUUUCAAAGCUCUCUUUUCUGCUUACAGCCUCAAGGGGAUUCGUACACGAGAAGAUCAGCAUUUGAUUCCAUGCUGGCUGGUUGCAUUCCAGUGUUUUUCCAUCCGGGUUCUGCUUACACUCAGUACACCUGGCACCUGCCAAAGAACUAUUCCUUGUAUUCAGUGUUCAUUCCUGAGGAUGAAAUCCGAAAAAAUGUUAGCAUAGAGCAAAGGCUUAGUCGAAUUUCGCCAGAGACAGUGAAGGAAAUGAGGGAUGCAGUCAUAAAUCUGAUCCCACAGCUGAUAUAUGCCGACCCCAGAUCUAAGCUGGAAAUGUUCAGAGAUGCUUUCGAUGUAGCUGUUCAGGCAGUUAUUGACAAGGUCACAAAGCUGAGGAAGGAUAUCAUUGAUGGGCGCCAUGAUGAUCAUUUCAUCGAGGAGCUGAGUUGGAAAUAUGCUUUGUUGGAUGGUGAGGCAAUGGGACCUCAUGAAUGGGAUCCAUACUUCUCUAAACCCAAAAAAGACCGACAAGUCUAAUCCAGAGAGCUUAUCAACAGAAGCAGCUAAAAACUCAUGGCGGAGUGAGCAAAGACAACAUUCUUCAAUGGUUGCACACGUGUUUUGGAUGCCAAUGAGGUAUGAAUGGUAUAUAUUAUUUGCCACUUCAUAUAA